Molecule: messenger RNA, 5467 nt
Organism: Oreochromis niloticus (Nile tilapia)
Lineage: Eukaryota; Metazoa; Chordata; Actinopteri; Cichliformes; Cichlidae
Exons: 1
Coding region: 635-5275 (1546 amino acids)
Biological process (GO): peptidyl-threonine phosphorylation; peptidyl-serine phosphorylation
Cellular component (GO): nucleus; cytoplasm
Molecular function (GO): ATP binding; protein serine/threonine kinase activity; protein tyrosine kinase activity
Source: RefSeq, a predicted model, not a curated record
AUAGAAUAACAUGUCAGAUUAGAAUGUGGUGUUAUAAUUUAAACAUAAACAUAUCUGCAUGUUCCAUAGCCCAGCGAGAAGAGAGGCCAGGGUUGAAAAGCUCUAAAAACACUGCUUGAAUAAAUAUGAAUAUAUAAGGUUGAUGGUGGUUGAAAUAAAACAUUUUAAUCGAUUUCUUGUUUGCACUCAAACCUACAACAUAACAUAUACAAAGAAAAGCUUGAUGUGGUAUGUAAGGAAAAGAUAAACAAAUACACAGAAAUUUUUAUGACUCAGUUUCUUAAUUUCAAAAUUCUCCAAAACUAACAAUUUUUUUUAUUCACUCAUAUUAAACCGAUUAGGGUCAAAUUUAGUGUGAACAAUAAUACACAAGUGCAUGCAUACAUGCACACACACACACGUGCACACACACAUUGGAAUGCUUUUGAUUCUAUGUGACAUCACAAUCUUGCUUUGAUCUUUGAUCCCAAAAAACCCUUAAAUAGGAGCUUUAAACUGUUAAACUUUACUGCUCAACUGACGUUGACCUGACGGCAACCAAAACCCUUUUGAAAAGUUUUGCGAGAGUUUUACGACAGAAACCAAAUUUUCUCACCAAUUCACUGAGCAAACAAACACAUUUCAGUCAGUCAAGAUGACUUUCACCUCAAAUCAUCUUGAAAUAUGUAAAGGGACCCUUUUGGGAGAUCACUACAAGGUCGAGGGUUUCCUUGAAGAAGGGGGCUUUGGUAUUGUAACCAAAUGUCGCAAUACAAAAACCAACAAAGUCGUUGCUAUUAAAGUCAACAAGAGCGACCCUGAAAUUCUGCAACAGGCAAAAAUGGAAAUUUACAUACUGGAGAAGCUGCGAAGCUUGGAUGCAGAUAGAUGCAACAUUGUUAAAUGGAACGACUUUUUCAUCGACGGUGACCGCAUCUGCUUAAAUUUUGAACUCCUCGAUGAAAGCCUGUGGCGGUACAUGCGGUACCGGGGGAACCGGGUUCUCCCAGUAAGAGAAAUCAGGCCAGUGUUAUUUCAGCUUGCAAAUGCCCUGUCCCACCUGGGUUCUUUGGGAAUAGUGCAUGCUGACCUCAAACCUGGAAACAUAAUGGUUGUGGACCGCUAUGAGUGUCCCAUCAAAGUCAAACUUAUACACUUUGGCUUUGCAUGUCCCGCAUCUACAGUGAUUCCGGGUGACUGUGUGGGGACGGUUGGUUAUAGAGCACCUGAGGUUAUGAUUGGUAGUCUAUUUAAUGAAGCAAUAGACAUGUGGUCCCUGGGGCUGGUAGCUGUGGAGCUUGCUACAGGGUUUCCUUUCUAUCCUGGGAGAAAUGAUUAUGAUGUUUUGAAAUUCAUCAUACAGACCCAGGGACAGCCACCAUAUCAUGUUUUAGACUCUGGCUUAUACACUGAUAACUAUUUCAUAAACAACAACUACAACGGACAACGCUGGACAUUUAAGACCGAAAGACAAUUUCAAGAUGAGACAGGUUAUCAGUCCAAGGACACUCGAUGCAUAAGACUUAAGUGCCUCGAUGACCUUGAACAACUACUGAAGAUAAGGGGGUGCUGGGAAAAAAUCCAAAAUGUAUUUGUCAGCCUAAUCAAACGGAUGUUAGCAUUGGAUCCAAACCAGCGCAUAACACCCUCGGAGGUUCUCCACCACCCCUUUUUCAAUCCUGGCCUCUCUAAGAGUUCUCCCUGCACUGACAUGAGUAGCACAGGGGGACAAAACCUUGUGGUCUCUCAGCAGCCUUCAAGUUGCAAAAGAGAAAGAACGCAGAAAAUCAGCUGCAGUUCCCAAAACUCAGAAGAAUUUUCUCAACAAGAAUACGUCAACGCAUCAGCCAACACAUCCUCCUCUAAAGAUGAUCUUGAAAUAUCUAAAGGGACCCUUUUGGGAGAUCACUACGAGGUUGAGGGUUUCCUUGGAGAAGGGCGCUUUGGUAUUGUAACCAAAUGUCGCAAUACAAAAACCAACGAAUUUGUUGCUAUUAAAGUCAACAAAAAAGAACCUAAAAUUCUACAACAGGCAAAAAUGGAAAUUUUCAUCCUGGAGCAGCUACGAGGCUUGGAUGCAGAUAGAUGCAACAUUGUUCAAUGGAACGACUUUUUCGUUGAAGGUCACAGCAUUUGCUUAAAUUUUGAACUCCUCGAUCAAAGCCUGUGGCAGUACAUGCGGGACCGGGGGAACCGAGUUCUCCCAAUAGGCGCAAUCAGGGCAGUGUUAUUUCAGCUUGCAAAUGCCCUGUCCCACCUGGGUUCUUUGGGAAUGGUGCAUGCUGACCUCAAACCUAGAAACAUAAUGGUUGUGGACCGCUAUGAGUGUCCCAUCAAAGUCAAACUUAUAGACUUUGGCUUUGCAUGUCCCGCAUCUACAGUGAUUCCUGGUGACUGUGUGGGGACGGUUGGUUAUAGAGCACCUGAGGUUGUGAUUGGUAGUCUAUUUAAUGAAGCAAUAGACAUGUGGUCCCUGGGGCAGGUAGCUGUGGAGCUUGCUACAGGGGUGCCUUUCUACCCUGGGAGAAAUGAUUAUGAUGUUUUGAAAUUCAUCAUACAGACCCAGGGACAGCCACCAGAUCAUGUUUUAGACUCUGGCUUAUACACUGAUAACUAUUUCAUAAAAGACAACUACAACGGACAGCGCUGGACAUUUAAGACCGAAAGACAAUUUCAAGAUGAGACAGGUUAUCAGUCCAAGGACACUCGAUGCAUAAGACUUAAGUGCCUCGAUGACCUUGAACAACUACUGAGGGGUUGCCGAAGAACUGAAAAUAGCCAACAUUUAUUUUUCAGCCUAAUCAAACAGAUGUUAGCAUUGGAUCCAAAGCAGCGCAUAACACCCUCGGAGGUUCUCCACCAUACCUUUUUCAGUCCUGCCUUCUCUAAGAGUUCUCCCUGCACUGACAUGAGUAGCACAGGGGGACAAAACCUUGUGGUCUCUCAGCAGCCUUCAAGUUGCAAAAGAGAAGAAUCACAGAAAAUCAGCUGCAGUUCCCAAAACUCAGAAGAAUUUUCUCAACAAGAAUACGUCAACGCAUCAGCCAACACAUCCUCCUCUAAAGAUGAUCUUGAAAUAUCUAAAGGGACCCUUUUGGGAGAUCACUACGAGGUUGAGGGUUUCCUUGGAGAAGGGGGCUUUGGUAUUGUAACCAAAUGUCGCAAUACAAAAACCAACGAAUUUGUUGCUAUUAAAGUCAACAAGAGAAACCCUGAAAUUCUGCAACAGGCAAAAAAGGAAAUUCUCAUCCUGGAGCACCUACGAGGCUUGGAUGCAGAUAGAUGCAACAUUGUUCAAUGGAACGGAUUUUUCCUUGACCACCAGCGGAUCUGCUUAAAUUUUGAACUCCUUGACCAAUGCCUGUGGGACUACAUAGAGGACCGGAAAAACCAGGGUCUCCCCAUAAGCGAAGUCAGGCCAAUUUUACAUCAACUCACAAAUGCUCUGUCCCACCUGGGUUCUUUGGGAAUAGUGCAUGCUGACCUCAAACCUGGAAACAUAAUGGUUGUGAACCGCCAUAAGUGUCCCAUCAAAGUCAAACUUAUAGACUUUGGCUUUGCAUGUCCCGUGUCUAAAGUGAAUCCUGGUGGCUGUGAGGGGACGGUUGGUUAUAGAGCACCUGAGGUUGUGAUUGGUAGUCGAUAUAAUGAAGCAAUAGACAUGUGGUCCCUGGGGCUGGUAGCUGUGGAGCUUGCUACAGGGGUGCCUUUCUACCCUGGGAAAAAUGAUUAUGAUGUUUUGAAAUUCAUCAUACAGACCCAGGGACAGCCACCAGAUCACGUUUUAGAUUCUGGCUUAUACACUGAUAACUAUUUCAUAAAAGACAACUACAACGGACAGCGCUGGACAUUUAAGACCGAAAGACAAUUUCAAGAUGAAACAGAUUAUCAGUCCAAGGACACUCGAUACAUAAGACUUAAGUGCCUCGAUGACCUUAAACAACUACUGAAGAUAAGGGGGUGCUGGGAAAAAAUCCAAAAUGUAUUUGUCAGCCUAAUCAAACGGAUGUUAGCAUUGGAUCCAAACCAGCGCAUAACACCCUCGGAGGUUCUCCACCACCCCUUUUUCAAUCCUGGCCUCUCUAAGAGUUCUCCCUGCACUGACAUGAGUAGCACAGGGGGACAAAACCUUGUGGUCUCUCAGCAGCCUUCAAGUUGCAAAAGAGAAAGAACGCAGAAAAUCAGCUGCAGUUCCCAAAACUCAGAAGAAUUUUCUCAACAAGAAUACGUCAACGCAUCAGCCAACACAUCCUCCUCUAAAGAUGAUCUUGAAAUAUCUAAAGGGACCCUUUUGGGAGAUCACUACGAGGUUGAGGGUUUCCUUGGAGAAGGGCGCUUUGGUAUUGUAACCAAAUGUCGCAAUACAAAAACCAACGAAUUUGUUGCUAUUAAAGUCAUCAAAAAAGAACCUAAAAUUCUGCAACAGGCAGAAAAGGAAAUUCUCAUCCUGAUGCUGCUACGAGGCUUGGAUGCAGAUAGAUGGAACAUUGUUCAAUGGAACGACUUUUUCGUUGAAGGUCACAGCAUUUGCUUAAAUUUUGAACUCCUCGAUCAAAGCCUGUGGCAGUACAUGCGGGACCGGGGGAACCGGGUUCUCCCAAUAGGCGCAAUCAGGGCAGUGUUAUUUCAGCUUGCAAAUGCCCUGUCCCACCUGGGUUCUUUGGGAAUGGUGCAUGCUGACCUCAAACCUAGAAACAUAAUGGUUGUGGACCGCUAUGAGUGUCCCAUCAAAGUCAAACUUAUAGACUUUGGCUUUGCAUGUCCCGCAUCUACAGUGAUUCCUGGUGACUGUGUGGGGACGGUUGGUUAUAGAGCACCUGAGGUUAUGAUUGGUAGUCUAUUUAAUGAAGCAAUAGACAUGUGGUCCCUGGGGCUGGUAGCUGUGGAGCUUGCUACAGGGUUUCCUUUCUACCCUGGGAGAAAUGAUUAUGAUGUUUUGAAAUUCAUCAUACAGACCCAGGGACAGCCACCAGAUCAUGUUUUAGACUCUGGCUUAUACACUGAUAACUAUUUCAUAAACGACAACUACAACGGACAGCGCUGGACAUUUAAGACCGAAAGACAAUUUCAAGAUGAGACAGGUUAUCAGUCCAAGGACACUCGAUGCAUAAGACUUAAGUGCCUCGAUGACCUUGAACAACUACUGAGGGGUUGCCGAAGAACUGAAAAUAGCCAACAUUUAUUUUUCAGCCUAAUCAAACAGAUGUUAGCAUUGGAUCCAAACCAGCGCAUAACACCCUCGGAGGUUCUCCACCACCCCUUUUUCAAUCCUGGCCUCUCUAAGAGUUCUCCCUGACAUGAGUAGCACAGGGGGACAAAACCUUGUGGUCUCUCAGCAGCCUUCAAAACAGAAAGAUCAUAGAGAAUCAAUCUCCAGCAUUGCUUCAACCACGGACAAAAAUGACAAAAACACAAACAGGGAUUGGAAAAAGCCAUUAACAGCAAAUUACAUUGCAAGAAUCAAUUAAGCUACUCCAAUAAUGAUCAC